Molecule: messenger RNA, 1077 nt
Organism: Gryllus bimaculatus (two-spotted cricket)
Lineage: Eukaryota; Metazoa; Arthropoda; Insecta; Orthoptera; Gryllidae
Source: the annotation of a GenBank genome assembly
AUGGCGCUCGCUUCCAUCGCCACGGCCACCAGCACCAGCAGCACCAGCAGCACCAGCAGCACGAGCCCCAGCCCCUCGGCGCAGAGCGGGACGACGCCGGCGCCAGCCACCGCAGCGGCGUCGGGGGCGUCGAUGCCGCGCCGCCAGCGCCCCGUGGACCACCGCAGCACCACCCUCAAGCCGCACGCGCAGAGUGGGGUGAAGAUUCCAACGUCGAGUCUAACGAAGCCCACCAAAUACCACUACUACCCGCACAACCAGCACAUCUACCUGCUGCCCGAGUGCGCGGUGCAACAGGUGUGCAACGCAGUGUACGUGCGGCUCAACUUCACGCAGCCGUUGUGCGCGUGUCCGUCGCGCUACAGGGACCCCUGCUCCGCGUCGCUCAACUCCGACGACCUGCACACCACGGAGCUCGUCACGGACCGCGGCGGCAAGGCGCUGACGCUGGUGAAGACGUGCGAGCCGGUGGCGGACAUGCGCGUGUGCAGGGCGCCGCGCGACUGGGCGCUGCUGGCGCUGCAGAACAUCCGCACGGGCAAGUCGCACUACCUCGUCAUCUGCCGCUGCCCCGACGACAGCAUACUCGAGGGCCCCACGCCGCACGACCAGCCAACGUACGCCAGCGUGCCCGGCAUCCGGAUCCGCGACCGGCGUUCCCCUGGGCGCGAGUACACGCGGCGGCCAAGGCCGUGCAGUGGGACGACUGAUCCCACGUGCCGGGGCGCGGGCGGGACGAGGCGCGACGGCGGCGCACUCUUCAGGAAGCGGGGGCGGUCUGCAGCCGACAGUCAGACGGACGUAGUGAGCGGUCCAGAGAAGAGAGGACGAGGACGAGGACGAGGACGCGCCGGGCGGACCGCCCCCGCCCCCGCCCCCGCCGCCUGCUCGCCUGCCGGCCGAGAGAUCCUCAUUCCGGAAGACAGAGGCGCGCGCGAAGAGACGACAGCGGGCGGCAGCUGCGUCCCAGGCUCAGCGUCUGACGCGCUCUCGCGCAACGGCACCACUGCCACGGCCUCGACGCGCGCACUGACGCCUGUGUCGUUUCAGUCAAAUGACAUCACGUUUAUUUCCUAA